This is a messenger RNA of Syngnathoides biaculeatus (alligator pipefish), 4026 nucleotides long. It is a transcript of the gene gphna, whose product is annotated as gephyrin a. Gene Ontology annotation, cellular component: postsynaptic membrane; cytoplasm; postsynaptic specialization. Lineage: Eukaryota; Metazoa; Chordata; Actinopteri; Syngnathiformes; Syngnathidae. The record is from RefSeq and is a predicted model, not a curated record. Gene Ontology annotation, biological process: Mo-molybdopterin cofactor biosynthetic process; postsynaptic neurotransmitter receptor diffusion trapping; glycine receptor clustering. Bases 71 to 2209 code for a protein of 712 amino acids. The transcript is spliced from 22 exons. Gene Ontology annotation, molecular function: molybdopterin molybdotransferase activity.
AGGUGCAGCGCCAGCUAACGCUCCACAGCACUUUCUAUGUGCUGUCACAGUGCAGACAGCAGUUGUAAACAUGGCGACGGACGGGAUGGUGCUCACCAACCACGACCAUCAGAUCCGAGUGGGAAUUCUGACAGUGAGUGACAGUUGUUUCAAGAACUUGGCUGAGGACAGGAGUGGGGUCAACUUAAAGGACCUGGUCCAUGAUCCGUCGCUUUUAGGUGGGGUUAUUGCAGCCUAUAAAAUCGUUCCAGAUGAGAUUGAUGAAAUCAAGGAAACUCUUUUGGAAUGGUGUGAUGACCAAGAGCUUAAUCUCAUUCUCACGACUGGAGGGACUGGAUUUGCUCCACGGGAUGUUACGCCAGAGGCCACCAGGGAAGUGAUUGAGAGAGAGGCUCCAGGCAUGGCAUUGGCAAUGCUGAUGGGUUCCCUUAACGUUACACCACUGGGGAUGCUGUCCAGGCCAGUGUGCGGGAUUCGAGGUAAAACUCUGAUCAUCAACCUGCCAGGGAGCAAGAAGGGCUCUCAGGAGUGUUUUCAAUUCAUCCUUCCUGCACUACCCCAUGCGGUCGACUUGCUGCGCGAAGCCACAGUCAGGGUUAAAUCUGUACAUGCUGCACUUGAACAGAUGCCUUCUUCUUCUCUACUGGCCAACGCACACACCAACACACAUGCCCACUCUCACACCAUGGAGCGUGGCACACAAUGUGAAGAGGAGGACGAUGAGGAGGAAGACAGGAGGAGAGGUCGACAUGCACACUCUCAACAUCACCAGCACAGCUCCUCCCACAUCACCGCGGCUGCUAUAGCUGCAAAGACAAACCAAGCUGUUGUCAUGGCUAAGGGGGGUCCAUAUGUGACUGGUAACAGUGCAGCCCCUUCCACUCAUUUCACCUGCUCCUGUUCCCAUGACAAGCAGAUUCCAGACUCUAUCAUUUCUCGAGGUGUUCAGGUGCUUCCUCGAGAUUCUGCCUCUUUGAGCUCCACUCCUUCUGAAUCACCACGGGCAACACAGGCGACCUCACGCCUUUCCACUGCAUCGUGCCCAACCCCUAAGGUCCAGUCCCGAUGUGGCAGUAAUGAGAACAUCCUGAGGGCCAGCCACAGUGCAGUAGACAUCAGCAAAGUGGCACGACGUCAUCGGAUGUCCCCAUUUCCACUGACAUCAAUGGACAAAGCCUUCAUCACUGUAUUAGAGAUGACUCCUAUUCUGGGAAUUGAAGUCAUUAACUACAGAGAUGGAUUGGGUCGAGUGCUCGCUCAGGACAUCUAUGCCAAAGACAACCUUCCUCCAUUUCCUGCUUCAGUUAAAGAUGGCUAUGCUGUAAGAGCUGCUGAUGGCCCAGGAGAUCGCUUCAUCAUGGGAGAAUCACAGGCUGGACAACAGCCCACCCACACAGUGAUGCCAGGCCAAGUGAUGAGGGUGACAACCGGUGCUCCCAUUCCUUGUGGUGCUGACGCAGUCGUCCAAGUGGAAGAUACAGAGCUUUUGAGGGAGUCUGAUGAUGGUACUGAAGAGUUAGAAGUGAGGAUUAUGGUGCAGGUGCGGCCUGGACAGGACAUAAGGCCAAUAGGUCAUGACAUCAGGCGAGGAGAGUGUGUUUUAGCCAAAGGAACACAUAUGGGCCCAUCAGAAAUUGGUCUGUUGGCUACUGUGGGUGUGAUUGAUGUCAGUGUGCACAAGUUCCCAGUGGUGGCUGUCAUGUCAACUGGAAAUGAGCUGUUAAAUCCAGAGGAUGACCUCCACCCGGGGAAGAUCAGAGACUCCAACCGCUCGACUCUGCUAGCGACCAUCCAGGAACAUGGAUACCCCACCAUCAACCUGGGCAUUGUUGGAGACAACCCUGAUGACCUGCUCUCAGCUCUCCACGAGGGAAUCAGUCGUGCUGACGUCAUCAUCACCUCAGGGGGUGUGUCAAUGGGAGAGAAGGACUUCCUUAAGCAGGUCCUGGACAUUGACCUUCAUGCUCAGAUUCACUUUGGACGUGUGUUCAUGAAGCCAGGUCUUCCUACGACAUUUGCCACUGUUGACAUUGAUGGAGCACGAAAACUCAUCUUUGCUCUGCCAGGUAACCCAGUGUCUGCAGUAGUCACAUGUAAUCUCUUUGUGAUUCCUGCACUGAGGAAGAUGCAAGGCAUUCUGGACCCUAGACCCACAAUUAUUAAAGCGAGGGACACCAAGAUUUCAACAGCAUCACUGAGGCAUUUUUAAAAAAAAAUAAAUUCCCCUUCAUUGUAUGGAUUUUUGGCACUUUCAAUGUUGACACGAUACAAGUGUUUGUCUCUGAUUGCUUCAUUAUUUAUUUUAAAGACUGGAUCUGGUUUUCUGUGUGAUUUUUUUAAAGUGACUAAUUUGUGACUGCGAAGCUUAGUCCCUUUUGGAUAUUCCAGGUUGACGUUAGGGUGGAAUGAGCUGAAAUUAAGGUUUCGAGCAGUGAAAUGCACGAUAGACGUCUGACACAGAGUGGCUGCCCAUUGCGCUUAAGAAAAAAAAAAAAAGUUUUUCUGCUCUGGUAAAAAAAAAAAGCCCUGUAUUCAUCCACAUAUUUUCCUUUAACUGUGCCUUUCCCCAGCCAUUUUAAGAGUGAAAGUGACAAAUUAUUUUCUCCAAAGAUCAUGAGCAGACUGGGAAACUGAGGUAUUUUCAUUCAAUGCGCAUGCCAGUUUUGCGAAAAUACCGUUAACCUUUCUUGCUGCAGAAGGGUUGUCAAACUCAUUUAGUCACAGGCCACAUUAGGGAUCGCAAACGGUUACAAUUAAUCGGUUAUAACCGGUUUUUGAUUUUUUAAAACCGAAUCCGUAAUCGGACUUUCGAAAUCGGUUAAAAUUUCCACUAAUUUCUUCCGGUUCCGGUAUUCCACAUUGCGUUAUUUUUUUCAAUAUAAUUUCCACUUUUUUCAAGUUUCGCUGUUAGAGUAAAGUUGGACUCAAAAGAACAUUCAGUUAAAUCAAAGAAACAUCAAACAUGGCACCGUGGAAAUGCUCCAAAGUAUGGGAGUACUUUAGAAGAAGUAAAGAAUCGAAAGAUGAAAGUGAGUGCAAUUUAUGAAAAAACUUAUCAAAUGUGCAGGGGGAUCGACAUCCUCCAGGGCUGCUCAUGUCGAGAAGGUACACUGCUUAAAGUUGUGUGAUGAUAAAGACUCAAAAGUUGCAAGAGUUGAGGGUGCGUGUAGUAUUGAUAAAUAUCUACUGAAAAAAUCAAUGACCGAAGAAGUCUCAAAGUUAGCAGCUGUGGACGGCUUCUCCUUGAAUGCAAUUGCUAAUUCUGAAUUUAUUCAGAGAAAUCUUCGGGCUCAAAAAGAUCAUUACGACAAACCUCCCCCCUCAUGUGGAAACACUGUUAAGGCUAUGCUGUAUUCAUUCUUUCAAACCAAAAGAAAUGAACUCACGAAAUAUUUCAAUAACAAAACACAAAACGGUCGUAGGUAUUCCAUCACGCUGGAUGAGUACACCGCAAUUCAAAACAAGCAUUUUAUGAAUAUUAACGUUCAUUCCAAGGACGAACAUUGUUCCUUAGGAUUAGUCCAGAUAGACGGAUCCCUUGACGCUAACAAAGGCGCCCAGACUGUUGGGAAACAUUUGUCAGACUUUGGACUCGACGUCCAGAAGGACAUCGUGGGCUGCACCACGGACGGUGCAGCUGUCAUGGUCAAGUUUGGACGUGAGGUUACCCCCGACCAUCAACAACGCAUUGCCCAUUGUAUGCACCUUGCUGUUUGCGAUGUUUUGUACAAAGUAAAUAAACACGAACCCAUACUUCUACAACUCAAUGUCCCCGAGUCUGAUAGCCCUGAUUCCAAAUCUGAGGGGAAUGCUGAUGAGGAGUCUGAGGGGCAGGGGGAUUCAGAAGUUGUAGAGAUGUACAUGCCGUUGGUAUCUGAGUACAGAGCAACCAUUGACAAGGUCAGAAAAAUAUGUCCCAUCUUAUGAAAAUCGCCAUUGAAAAAUGAUAAGUUACAAGACUUUGUCAAAGCAAAAUUUCAGAAAGAAUUAAAGCUGUUACUUGACUGUAGAACCCGAUGGUAUAGC